This is a messenger RNA of Thlaspi arvense, 882 nucleotides long. The record is from the annotation of a GenBank genome assembly. NCBI's taxonomy places the organism in Eukaryota, Viridiplantae, Streptophyta, Magnoliopsida, Brassicales, Brassicaceae.
AUGGCGGCAGGACUCUCAACCACCGUAACAUUCAAACCGCUCCACCGCUCUUUCUUUACCUCAUCCUUCUCCUCCUCCAAUUUCCGCCUACACCACCCGAAAUCCUCCUCCUCAGCCGUAUUCCCUGAGUCUCUCCGAUUCAAAGGCUUUUCGGUCUGUUACGUCGUCGAGGAGCGGAGACAGAGCUCUCCCACCGAUAACGAUGAGAGACCAGAAAGCACGAGCUCCGCCGCUAGGGACGCCGAGUUCCUCGCGCUGCGUUUGGCGGAGAAAUUGGAGAGGAAGAAAUCUGAGAGGUUCACUUAUCUAAUCGCCGCAGUGAUGUCGAGCUUCGGCAUCACUUCCAUGGCUAUCAUGUCCGUUUAUUACCGAUUCUCUUGGCAAAUGGAGGGAGGAGAGAUCCCAAUGUUGGAGAUGUUCGGAACAUUUGCUCUCUCUGUUGGAGCUGCUGUGGGAAUGGAGUUCUGGGCAAGAUGGGCUCAUAAAGCUCUGUGGCACGCUUCGUUGUGGAACAUGCACGAGUCACAUCACAAACCGAGAGAAGGUCCGUUUGAGUUGAACGAUGUGUUCGCAAUAAUUAACGCUGUUCCUGCGAUUGCUCUCCUCUCUUAUGGUUUCUUCCAUAAAGGACUCGUCCCUGGUCUCUGCUUUGGCGCCGGGCUAGGAAUAACGAUGUUUGGAAUCGCCUACAUGUUUGUCCACGAUGGUCUGGUGCACAAGCGGUUCCCUGUAGGUCCCAUCGCCGACGUCCCUUAUCUCCGAAAGGUCGCCGCCGCUCAUCAGGAAUUGGAAGAAGUUGGAGGAGAUGAAGAGUUAGAGAAGGAGAUAAGUCGGAGAAUCAAAUUAUACAAAAAGGCUUCGGGUUCCGAGUCGAGUUCUUGA